Loxodonta africana (African savanna elephant) is the source of this 1512-nucleotide messenger RNA. RefSeq names its product golgi associated olfactory signaling regulator (gene GFY). NCBI's taxonomy places the organism in Eukaryota, Metazoa, Chordata, Mammalia, Proboscidea, Elephantidae. The transcript has 3 exons. The coding region runs from base 1 to 1512 and encodes 503 amino acids. The record is from RefSeq and is a predicted model, not a curated record.
AUGAAACCAUUCUGCCCGAUCUUCUUCCUCUUCCUCCUCGCCUGGCUGGGCUCCAAGGCUGCCCCCUCAGCCUCACCGCCUGCGGGGAUGAGUGGCCCCUCUGAGACCUCCCCUAGCGCUUCUGAAAAUUCCACUCCCGACCAAGCUAACUCAGAGUCCCUUGAGACUUUUGAUUCGGAGUCCUCCAAGACACCCCAUACAGUUUCCCCUGAGACCUCCCCUGCUGACUUCACUGAGACCCCCAAUCCUGCCCUCCCGGAAACCCCACACCCAGAGCCCCAUGAAGCCCCCAGGCCUAGCACGUAUAAAAUCUCCAUCUCAGAGUCCCCGGAGACCACAAAACCUAACCUUUCCAGAACAACACACCCAGAACUUUCUGAGACCCCCAAAUCUUACCCCACUGAAACACCACAUCUAGGAUUCCUGGAGACCUCAAAACCUAAUCCCUCCAAAUCUUCACACCUAGAAUUUCCUGAGGCCCCAAACUCUGACCCUGCUGAAACUCCACACCAAGAGCCCUCUGAGAUCCCCAGACUGAACUCCACUGAAACCCUACACCCAGACCCUGACCCCACCAAGACCCUUGACUUCAAAACCCCAGAGACUCAUGACCCUGCCACCACUCAGACCCCAAACUCUGAAUUCCCCCAGACUACCCAUCUUGACCCUACUGAAACGCCCCAACCAGAAUCCCAUGCAACCCACAACCUCAGCCCCACUGAAAUUCCCAGAACCGAAUUCUCUACAGCUCAAUACCAAGAUGCAAAAGAGGGCCCCAUGACCUCCAACCCUGAACACUCCACUAAUCUUCAUGCGGACAUGUUUGCACCCACCAAGGAUAGAGCGACCGCCCUAAAAGAGGUGCUUCUGGAUCCCACACCAGAAACCCUUUCAGCCACCCAGCCUGGCUCCCCUAAAUUACCCGCCUUAGAUUCUCCAGGGACCCUUGAACCGAAGGUUCCUCAUAGGCCUGAUCCUAAAGGGCCGGAUGCCCCUCCUCCCUCAGCCCGGAUUGCGGGACCCCCUGCUCCUCCAGGGCCCCCCAAUGAGCCAAUUCCCGCCACUCCGCGGGCCCCCCAGCGGCGCAGCCGAGGGGAGAGAGUCAAUACUAUCAUCGUGGUGGAACGAGUGAAGGAGACCGGUGUGACUCUGGUGGGGCGCCCACGGGGCGUGGCGGGCGGGGCCCUGUGCCUGUUCCUCGCCGGGACCGGACUCCUGGUCGGCAUCUUUCUGCUGCUGUGGUGUCUCUACCGCCGGGCUGCUCGGCACCGGACCUUCGCGCACCACCGCCUCCCGGACGACGACGAGCCCGUUAUGCACCUGGACGCCCCGAAGGACCCCUACGACCUCUACUUCUAUGCGCCAGACGCCUGGGUCCCUUCGCACAUCGCUACCAAGCAACCGCCGCCCACCCCUCCGCUGCCACCCAAGCUGCCCCCGCCGCCCCGCGGGGGGCCCCCCCAGCGCCUGGAAACCCUCUCCCCUGCCACGCUCCCUAACAACUUCGUGUGA